This is a messenger RNA of Nicrophorus vespilloides, 6491 nucleotides long. Its product is annotated as death-inducer obliterator 1-like. Gene Ontology annotation, cellular component: nucleus. Lineage: Eukaryota; Metazoa; Arthropoda; Insecta; Coleoptera; Silphidae. The coding region runs from base 976 to 6267 and encodes 1763 amino acids. The record is from RefSeq and is a predicted model, not a curated record. The transcript has 16 exons. Gene Ontology annotation, molecular function: protein binding. Gene Ontology annotation, biological process: DNA-templated transcription.
UCACGUCACCUCGAUAUUUGUUUUAUUUGACUGUUGGUGAAUGUUUUUAUUUUAUAUUGUUUUUAAGAACAAGUUCCAUCCAAAUGUACCGGUGUAUAUGUACGGUUAAAACUAUAAGUCGUUAUUACACAUUCGACAUUAUCUUUCAGUAAUCUCCAAGUGGUCAAGGCAUUUAUAAUAAAAUUCCCAUUUCCUUUGUUGUAGAUAGUUGCUAGGCUAUAGUGCUUUCAAAUAUGUAACAAAUACAGGUACACAGGGGUAAUUUAACUGUUCUAUAUUUAUUUAUAUAAGGGUGUAUAUAAGGUGAAUAAGAACGAACAUUACAACACCCAUAUUGAUUAUGUAAAGAGCCAUCUACUAGUACAUGGAGAACUAAAUAGUAGUUUAUAGUUAAUUGCAAAUUUACUAUAGACAAUACAAGUGUAUAUUAUAGACUAGCACUAAUGGAAAUACGUAUAUCAUGUAGAAAGACAUCGUAUAUGUAUUUAGGUGUAUGGAAAAGGGAGAAGAUUCUGGUUGAACCAUAAUUAGGUAUGGUCGGUAAAGUAGGAAACGCAAGCGUUGGCAUCAUUGGUGUAUAUUUUCGGCGUGCUAUCUUUUGUAAUAAAACCAAGCCAAGAUGGAUGAGUUCUUGUCUUGUACAAACAAUUUUGUGAUAUUUAACUCUUAAGAAACGGCGUACACAGACAGAUAUAAAUUAGUUUUUAGUUGCGGCAAUUGGAUAUUUGGGUUUUAGUUUAUUGAACAGUGCGAGCGUUAUUGUAAUGUGGAAAGCGUUGUGUUUGAGUGGUAUUUUUUUCUGGGAAGCAAUAGUUCGCGGGAUCCAGCGUAAUACAAUCGAUUUACUACAGAACAAGUGCAAUUGAAUAACGCCUUCUCUUCGACGACGACACCGACAUUGUACAAUAAUAUAAAAUAGCACUCCCGAUUGUUAAACCCAAUAAAGGAGACACAAAAUAAUUGUUUAAUUAGACAAUGUCGAGUAGUACCUUUAAUGUAACAGAACCCGACAGUAGUGAUAGUCUCACAUUGAUUGUAUCUCCCAAUGGAACGGUGACACCAGACAAAGAAACUGUAAGAAAAUAUCUGAGCACAAGACCAUCUGUUGACAUAAAUGUAAUGAGAAUGAAGAAAAUAGAAGCAGGUGCAGUCAAUGUGACACUAGAUUCUUUGACAUAUAUAAAUUCUGAUGAAAUAGAAGAUCAAGAAGAAAUGGAUGAAAUAGCAAGAAAUUUGUUGAACUUAAAAAGAGAUCAUGAUUAUACACCAUUGACUUCACCAAUUCACCAAAAAUCAGAUGAUCCAGCAGAGGAUGAGCUUGCCCAAACAUUAAGUAUGCUAGAGGGUGGUAAUUUGAUGAGGCAAGAACCACUGACAAAAAUAACAAAGAUUGUGAAAGGAAAGAAACAAACAAUUUUUGUAAACAGUAAGCAGAAAGCUAGAAUGAUUAGUACUGGUCUGCUGAAGGAGAAGCCAUCAGAACGUUUAUUCAAGAAACCUAAGCCUAAGGUGAUUGAAAUUGUUCAAAAGAAAGAAGAAAUUGUAGAACCAAAGGAAGAACCUGAAGAUAGUAGUACAUAUUCAGAUGAAGAUGAUAUUGCUCAAGAGAAUGAUGACAAUGAUUCAGAUUUUGAACUUGAAGAUGAUUAUAAACCUUUAAAACCUAAACCAAGGACUAGAACUCGUUCUGAAUUAAAUAAAAAAAGAUUUAAACAAAUAAAAGUAAAUAAAGAUAAAAUUGAACCUGAAAUUCAUAAAACAAAUGACGAAUCAACAGAAAAGCUUGUACCAGAACCCAAACCUACCGACAAAAAAAUUACCCCUAAAAAAGAAAAGAAAGUUCCAAAACCGUUACCCGAUGAUUUUGCCCUGUUUUCCACUCCUGAUAUCAUUCGUCGUGUGAAAGAACCCGAGUCCCCAGAGAAGUUAACCCCUCCAAAACCCGCGAAGGUACAACCACCAAAAAUUCUAAACUCUGAACUGAGAAUGAAUAGAAAUAGCACCGAGAAUCAACGAAGACCCAGCAUUGAUAGCAAACCUCGACCAGAUAUUGUGUCUGUACCAAAUAUUGUUACCAAUAAAAUGGAAGAUCAAGUUACAGUCCAAGAAGUUCUGAAUACAUCUAAUGAGUCUAUACCAGAGGACCAACUACAACCAAUUCCUAGCGCCGAGGACAUACGCGCUAUUAUUCAAAAUGAGAAUACCAAGUCUUUUACAACUAGUUUGGUAAUACCAGAUAUUGCACCAAAUAGUGCAGAUGACCAGAAUGUUAAUAAUAUGAACCUUGAUAGUGGUGGUUUAGAAUUGGAUCAGAGUUUACUGGAUAACAUCAGCUCUGAUAUGAUAUCAGAAGACAUUCUUUAUCAGGUGGCUCAGUCACUUGUAGGCAAUACAGAAUUGCAGAAUGUUAUUGACAAAUCUAUAAGUGAGGGAAAUUUAGUAUUGGAUUCAUCCAUGCAAAAUGAUACAUUAACAUUGCCAGAGGAAGUUCAACAUCCACAAUUACCAGACAAUCUAAACCAUCAACAGGUACCAACAGUAACAAAUGUUGUACAAACUAAUCAUCUUGAAGAAAAUCAAAAGAGUGGAACACAAAUUGUUAGGCCAGAUGGUAGGGUUGUUAUAAUACCUCCAAUUGAAAGACCCACAACAAGAAGUAGAAAUAAAAAGAAAGACCAAUCACCAGUUCGACAAUUGAAACCUGUGAAAAAACCAUUAGAUGAAGAACAUGUCUCUGGCAAUGAAUUAGAUAGUGAAGAUGAUGAAGAAGAGUCUGAAGAUGAUCCAAACAAAUUGUGGUGUAUAUGCAAUCAACCUCAUAAUAAUAGGUUUAUGAUCUGCUGUGAUACAUGUGAAGAAUGGUAUCACGGAAAGUGUGUAAAUGUGACAAAAGCAAUGGGCCAGAUGAUGGAACAGGAAGGAAAGGAAUGGAUCUGUGUUUAUUGCAAAGAUACUGCUUUGAGUAGACCUAAUGCUGCUGCUAGAAGAAUACGUAAAGCUUCUAGAACUUCAACAGAUAGUGGGGGUGGAGGAAAUAGUUUAAGCACUCCAAAAAGAAGUCCUUUUCCAGUAACUCCAUCUUCAUCAUCAUCUUCUGAAUUUUUUACAAAUGCAGAUGAAAAGAAAGCAUCAGGUCCAUCUCAACCAGGAUGUGUUGUAUGUGGAAAGCCUUGUAGAAAUAGUUCUAUAUAUUGCAGUGAUACAUGUAUUUUGAAGCAUGCUCAAGGGGUAGAAAAGGUGGUUGUUUUUGAUCGUAAAAGUGGAAAGCUAUUAUCUGGCACAAAUGCCCCAAGUGCAGCAAAUUUAGAUAAAUGGUUAUCAGAAAAUCCCAGUUAUGAGGUAGUAAGAUCAGCAGUGAAACAGGGGCCUCCAAAGCCUGCAACAUUCACUCAAUCAAAAUUACGACUGGUCAAAAACACGUCAAAUGAAGGAGUUUCCUUAGCUAUACAUAAGAAGGGAGUAAAUAUAGGGGUGUUACAGCAUUCACCAAAAGAGCCACAGGAAAUUUUAAAUUCAAAACAAACCCCAAAAAAGCCUGGAUUAAAUAUUACUGGUUUAAAGAUAAUUAGCAAACAAGUUACAGUUGGUGCAAUACAAUCCAAAAUAAAGGUAGUUCCAGCAUCACCUAUAACAACUAGACCAGCUUUGACAUCAACGCCCGCCAAAAUUAAAAUGGUGCAAACUAAGUUGCCUAUGACCCCACUGAUUGUAAAAUCGGACAAAUUGCAACCAAUGCCCCAGAAAACUCCAAAAGCACGUCAAGCAGAAGUUCCAACACCCCCGAAACAAGAAAAUUUACGAGAAACCGUAAAGAAAACGUUUUUUGAACAAUUGUCAAAUCGAUUAAAGAAGGUUGCUGACUUAAAACUUACUGAUAUAGAGCUGAAGGGAAUUUCCAAUGAAAUUGAAUCGCAAUUGUACAAAUGCUUUGGCGAUACAGGUCAGAAAUAUAAAAACAAAUAUCGCAGUUUAAUUUUUAAUAUAAAAGAUCCAAAAAAUCAAACAUUGUGGAGAAGAAUUUGUGAGAAAUCUGUAAAUCCUUACCAGUUAGUUCGCUUGUCUCCAGAUGAUUUGGCAAGCCAAGAACUGGCCCUAUGGAGAGAAAGGGAAGCAAAACAUCAACUAGAUAUGAUAAAAAAAUCCGAGAUGGAACUGUUGAAUUGUUCAAGGCAGUAUGUUUUUAAAACUCACAAAGGAGAACAAGUAUUUGAAGAUGAUAAUAGGAACAAAGAUCAAGUAACGGAAGUCAUCUCCGGAUUGGGUAACGAGAAUUCGGAAAAGGAAGAAGCAGUAGGUGAUAAUGGAAAAGAUAAAAAGAAUGCACUAUCAAAACAUAAUAAAAAAGAUAAAGAGCGUGGAAGGUCUAGAGAACGGAGUAAAACUCGCAGAGAUAGCAAAGAACGUCACAAGGAUUCUAGAUCGUCCAGUAAAAAACGUUCAAGAAGCAAGGAUCGCAGUUCCACACGACAUAGUGAAAGAAAAAGGUCUCGUAGCCGUGAUCGUCAUAGAAGAUCAUCGCACCGCAGUUCUCGUCAUUCGAAAAAAGAAGAAAAAUCUAUAAACACUGAAAAGCUAGAUAAGAAAUCAAAGGAAAUCUUAGAGCAACUUGUCGAUAAAAAUAUAGUCCCUCCGUUAGAAGAUCGCCUUUGGAAGCACGUUCCCCAAGAAGAUAUUGUUCCGACGCCGACUAUAGAAAGUGAUAGUGAUCACGAACCUAGUUCAACUGUUACAAUUCCUACGCCACCAAGAACUACGGAACAAGAUGAAAUCACUGAAUCAAUUAAAUCGACGGACGACGAAAUUAAAAUUGAAGAAAAACCUGAAGAUGAGGGAGAACCGCAAACUGGAAAGUCGCCCGAUGAUAAGUUCACAUCUUCUCCACUUUGGACUGGCACAAUAAAUAUGAUUGACGUCGCACAAAUUUCUAUAACUGCGCAUGAAGUUUCGGGAGAUUGUAAUGGGUUGGGUGAUGAAUUACUACGAUCCCUGGACAUUGUUGGACGAAUUUCACCCGAAACUGUAUGGGAUUAUAUAGGAAAAAUGAAAAGUUCUAAUAGUAAAACAAUAUCAGUAAUUCGUUUGGUAGCAACAAAUAUGGAAGAACGUAUGCCAUAUUUAGCAUUGUACACUUAUCUUUCUAGCAGAAAUAGGCUUGGUGUUGUAAAAACAAUUACUAAAGCAGUUAAAGAUUUUUAUAUUCUGCCAUUAGCAGGUAGCACCCCAAUACCUGAACCUUUACUGCCUAUAACAGGGCCAGGUUUCGAAGAAUCUAGGCCAGCCCUAUUAUUGGGCAUCCUAGUUAGGGACAAACGUAAACGAAUGCACGAUGGCAGUCAUCACGGUCACUCGAAAAGGGUGCGUGUAGACAUCGCAUCGCAUUCUCAGCAACCUUCGACACCUCCUUCCUCCUCUCGUUCAUACACUCCUCCUCCGACAAGACAAGAUCCAAGAGUAAAAAUACCAGCAACUUCUUUGCCGGUUCCACCACCUUUGCCAAUAGAAAGCCAAGAUGACGAUAUGGAUGAGCCUUAUAGUCCGGAAGAUUCUGAUCCAGAUACAUUGCCAGAACAGCCACUAGCCAAUUCGCGAUUAAAUACAAAUGAUAUAACUAGUCUGCUGACUGGACCUGUAAAAUCGAGUUCAUUUCUGGAAUCUGGAUUAACCGCACAAACAUUCGAACCGUUUAGCAAUAAGUUCGAUAGUAUUCCAGGAUUAGAUGAUAGCCCAUCACUGUCUACAAGCAGUGUAGAGCUUCAACGGAAAAUGGCAGAAUUGGAUCAGAGAAUCGCCGCUCAGAAAGCAGAAAUCGAUAAAGUGUCGCAAGAUUUGGUAUCGUCUGCUACAUCGGCUGACAUAGGCAGCUCCACAUUAGCCAACAUUGCCUUGCCAAGUAAUUUGCAACAAAUAUUAGAAAGCAUUAAAACCAUCGGUUCAAAGACUGAUGGAAAUGAAUCACAGAGCGAAAAUUCAAAUUCGUCUACCGUUGGAGCAUCUUCCGACUUGACAAUUCCACUGCUAUUACCGAAACUAAGUUCCAGACCAUUAACCGGUUCGGCCAGUUCUAAAUUAGAUGCAACAAUACCAUUAAAUUUACCGAAAACAAAGAUUAAGGGUUCUGAUUCCGAGAAGCCAAGCAGCGUUUUGAGCACCUUAUCGGAAGAAGAAUUGAUUAAGAAAGCAGCAGAAAUGUUAGGGGAAGAUGCGGAAGUACCAACUAAGAAGUCUCGAAUUGAUUUAAGUCAACCCCCGAUUCCAGGUCUGGACUAAACAAACUUCCAUGUAGUGAUAGAAAAACAAUUCAGAGCAAUGUGUAGUCUUCUUAGGGAUAUAAUGUAUAUAUGAUGUUUAUAAAUGGUGUAAGAAGAUAUAUAUAUUUUCCGAAUUGGAACAGAGCAAUGGUGCUAAUAAAAAAAAAUAUGUAUUUAUCUACGCAACAAAAGUUGCUGACAAUUUAAAAAAAAAAUGAAUUUUAUUUUAAAUUUCAUUUGUUA